Molecule: messenger RNA, 1323 nt
Organism: Symbiodinium sp. CCMP2456
Lineage: Eukaryota; Dinophyceae; Suessiales; Symbiodiniaceae
Source: the annotation of a GenBank genome assembly
AUGCCGUAUUUUUUCGACCGUGUCGACACGGUGAUGGUGCCAAACAUCUCCAAGCUUCUUCACGUGGCACGCAGGUCUGGUGUGGAGGUUGUUUACACCGUCAUCGAAUCACUUACUGCUGACGGGAGAGAUGCUUCUCUAGACUACAAGCUCAGUGGACCCUUGCACGUCCCGAAGGGUCAUCCAGAUGCGGCUGUACUACCAGCGUUGAAACCUCGGGUGGAUGACAUCAUCCUGCCGAAGACAUCUUGUUCGGUUUUCUGCUCGACCAACAUCGCCUACGUGUUGCGUAAUUUGGGCACACGAUACUUGAUCAUCUGUGGGCAGCUGACGAACCAGUGCGUCGAGUCCGCCGUCCGUGAUGCCGCAGAUCUGGGCUUUCUAGUCACCGUUCCCGAAGAUGCGUGUGCUGCAAAAUCUGAAAGUGAUCAUGCAGCCGGUCUCCACAACAUGAAAGGCUUUGCACGGAUCGUUUCCAGCGAGGCCCUUCAAGCUGAACUUUCGGGACAGGCGACGAUUCCAUGCAAGAUUUCCUCGAAUAAGAAAUGUGUGUGCUACUUGAAUGUAGCUUACGAUGAGGCAUAUGGAAAGCACGUGCCAGAAAUGGUGCUGGAAAUGUUUGGAGAUGCCGGUGCUGAGCCUUUCGAGCUCCACAAUUGUAAGAUCGCAGAAAACCAGUUCCCAAGCAGGCUGGAUUCCUACAGCGGCUUCUUGAUCAUGGGAAGCAUCUCCUCGGCGGCCUGUGGCGCAAAGAACGAGCCGUGGCUUGGCUCUCUGAGCGUUUUCCUGCGGAGGCUCUGUGAAGAGGAGCGCCCUUUAGCCGGAGUUUGCUUCGGACAUCAGGCCAUUGUCAGAGCACUGGGUGGGACGGUCGUUGUGAAUCCAGCAGGCACCAAAUCGGGACUACAAACAUAUCCUUUAACCGAUGCUGCCCGAGCCAGUCUUGACUUGCCUAGUGACCAAGAAACCAUCCAGUUGUUUUGCCAUCAUGCGGACACUGCUGUGGUUCUGCCAAGCCACGCGGCAAGCUGGGGAUAUUGCACUGGUGGGCACUGGGGUAUGACAUAUGGCAAUUGCCUCACCACACAAACCCACCCCGAGUUCUCAACGAAAUCUGGCUUGGGGUCGCUGCGGACAAUUCUUGAGAAUGAUCGCCGGGGCAGGAAGGGUUCAGUCACGUCUUUGCUUGAACCAAGCGAAGAGGAAAUCGAUCGGCAGAUCGGCCUUCUUGGCAGUGAAACAGGAUACAAGGCGCUGGCUGUGGCCUUUGCCCGCCUUUUCCAUUUGCUGCCUAGCCUCAAGCGGUCCCACCAAGGGGCGUGA